This is a messenger RNA of Cladophialophora immunda, 1557 nucleotides long. RefSeq lists its product as uncharacterized. The coding region runs from base 430 to 1557 and encodes 375 amino acids. The transcript has a single exon. NCBI's taxonomy places the organism in Eukaryota, Fungi, Ascomycota, Eurotiomycetes, Chaetothyriales, Herpotrichiellaceae. The record is from RefSeq and is a predicted model, not a curated record. Gene Ontology annotation, molecular function: oxidoreductase activity. Gene Ontology annotation, cellular component: mitochondrion.
CCCUUCCCCAAUCGGUCCGUCCUUUUAGAAAGUAGAUGCCAGCUGAUCAGCCUCGACAACGACGCAGUCACCAAGCACCGGUCUCUGCAAAGUUCGAGGCCAGAUCUGGUGCCCUACAACCCCAUGAGAUAUGAGAGCAGGGCACUUUGAAACCGAUGCUCCUCACGAACGACUUCGAGGGGGAUUAAAUCCGUUUUAUCUCCGCCGACGAUUCCAAUGGAGAUUGGAGGUUAUACGGACGUCGAUGUUUGUCUGUAUCUACAACGUCCACGCAGACGUCAGGGACAAGAGUUGAAUGGGGCUGGGCUCGACAUAUAAAGCCGGCUGGUGUCGCUCUUAGUGGCUACUCACCAUGCAGCCGCUGUCCUCGCAACCACUGUUAUCCAGUCACCUAGCAUUGCUUCCACUGCGCGCUACCGCAAGAACAAGAUGGUCUCGCUACCAGACACUCAUCAUGCGCUGGUGCUUUCCUCCUUAGACGCUCCGCUCGAAGUCAAGUCCAUUGCCGCGCCAGAGCUUAUCCCAGGAAGCGCCAUCGUCCAGGUACUUUCGUCGCCCGUUCUCGCAUACGCGGCGAAGCUCUACUCUGGCGCCCUGCAAUACCCACUACAUCCUCCCAUGACCGUGGGCGGCGGGGCGAUUGGACGCAUUGUCGCGGUGGGCAGCGACGCCACGCACCUCGCGCCGGGCCAGCUGGUCCUCGUCGACCCCAUGAUCCGCGGCCGCGACGACCCCGCGAAGAGCAUCCUGCUGGGCGUCCACGGGGGGCUUUCCGAGGGCGCCGCGCGGCUCAUGAAGGGGGACUGGCGGGACGGCUCGUGUGCCGAGUUCGCGCGGUGGCCGCUCGAAAACAUCCACGCGCUCGACGAGGACAAGUUGAAGGACGGGCUCGGCUACUCGCACCACGAGAUGGCCUACAUCAUCCGCUUCCUGGUGCCAAUGGGCGGCCUGGCAGAGCUGGACGUCCGAGCCGGCGACCGCGUCGUCAUCGCCCCCGCGACGGGCCAGUUCGGCGGGGCCGCCGUGGAAGUCGCCCUGGCGCUGGGCGCGGACGUGGUCAUCUGCGGCCGCAAGAAGGACGUCCUGGAAGGGAUGAAGGCGACGUUGGGCCCCGUGUACCCCCGCAGCCGCAUCGACGCGGUCGCCCUGUCGGGCACCGUGGACACGGACGUCGCCGCCAUCCAGCACGCCGGCCCCGUCGACAAGUACCUGGACUUCUCGCCUGCGGCGGCGGCCGGGUCGACGCACAUCACCAGCUGCCUGAUGUCCUUGCGCAAGGGCGGCCGCGCCUGCUUCCAGGGCGGCAUCGCGCAGCCCGUCCCGAUCCCGUACCUGCACGUCAUGUUCAACGACCUGGUCAUCGGCGGCAAGUUCAUGUACGAGCGCGAGGCCAUCCGCAGGGCCAUCGCCCUGGUCGAGUCCGGCAGGCUGCGCUUCGAGUUGCCGGGCCUCAAGGCCUUUGGGCUGCGCGAGUGGCGCGAUGCGUUCGCCGCGGCGGAACGGAAUGGUGGGUGGAGGCAGAUGGUCGUGUUGGAGCCCGCGAAGCAAUCCACGUAA